AUGCCUCGAGGAGGUACUCGCCAUGUCAAUCAUUGCGUCCGUCGACGUCACUGGAUCGUAGUGAUACUGGGGGUUUGUGCACUGUGCUUCAUGUUCUUGUUCCAGUUGCGUCUGUGGUCGACUGCGAACCACGUGGACCUGCGAACGAACGCCAUUGGCACGGCCAGGGAUCCCGAUCCCGCCCAGACCGAUCAAGUCGCCGAGUUCACUCGCGUUUCUAUUGAGGCGUUAGAAACUGUGAAAAAACCGCCGAAUUUGAGGUUAUUUGGUCCCUCGCGGCUUGAGACAGCCACGGUUUUGACCCAUGGGUCAUUGGUUGUCACUACAGCUGCUCCUUUGGACCCGCUGAGAGCUCCUGGACCAAGUUCGACAGAAGCACCACCUCAUUUUUCUACAAAUCGUCAUGAUGUGGUUUCUGGAUACGAUGCAGCGAUGAAAUACUUGGCCAAUUAUACGACGCCAGAAGGGUCGAACGAGCAGCUUUUCCUGUUUUUUGUCUGCGGUGACGAACAAGGUGGGCAGACGGAGUGGCGCCGCGUGUGUGUAGACGCAUCGAAGGUGGUGUACAACGUGUUUGCCACGUCUCCAGCGCGGAAUCGGUUGUUGACGAUUCACGCCGGUUCGAGGCAAAGUUGGUCAACACCGAAUGCGUUUUUUAAAGACGGUGAUCUGAAAGUAAAAAUGAUCCCUGCAAUCAUGCAGUGGCAUGGAGGUGGUAAGGGGGCAAAGCGUGCUACAUCUGGCAUGAUCAUUGAGGAAGACUUGUUAUACGAGCCGCUUUUGCGCUACCUUUUCAAGAACGAAGAUGUUACCGACUCUCUUGUCACACCCGAGAAGAUUGCUACGAAGGAAAUUGUUGUGCUCAAGGGCUACAAUAACUACAGGUUGUAUAUGGACACGAUUGCAGCUGGAGGGAAUUCAUCGCUGACCGCUCCGGUUGGACCAAUGUUUCUCUUCUUUGUCGCCGGCCGAUUGCAAUCCAACGACCGUCCCUGGUGUCCGUACUGCCGCUACUCGGAAAUCUCGGUCGAGUAUGCGUUCUUUGCGUUUGCACCAAACCGGUCGCGACUCGUCAGGGUGGAGACGGUCGAUUCGUAUGGUUUGUGGAGAGAUCCUGCCAACGAGUGGAAGCAGGACAUGAGGUUGAUGAUUCGUGGCGUGCCAUGGAUGUAUCGGGCAUCUUUGGAUACUGAAGCCCACGCGUUCUCAUAUGAGCGCAUCAUCGAUCACUUUAAUCGUCCUGACGAUUUGCGCGGCGUCUUCGAAGGCUGGAAGAACCCGUCAAUGUAG
Messenger RNA from Peronospora matthiolae, 1290 nucleotides. Lineage: Eukaryota; Oomycota; Peronosporomycetes; Peronosporales; Peronosporaceae. The record is from the annotation of a GenBank genome assembly.